Molecule: messenger RNA, 1949 nt
Organism: Cuscuta campestris
Lineage: Eukaryota; Viridiplantae; Streptophyta; Magnoliopsida; Solanales; Convolvulaceae
Source: the annotation of a GenBank genome assembly
GAAUAUAAUUAGUCAUACUGCAAUCCACACCCCUUUAAUCAAGAAUCCCAACGCGAUAUCCCCCAAUUCUGCCAUGCGCGCAGCAUCCAAAUUCCUCCAAAAUGUCUCCUUCUCCGUUCUCCGUCAUAGCCGUCAUCACAGUGCCGGCGGGGGCUUUCGUGGCCUGUCCUGCGCGGCGUCUCUACUCUCAAGAUCCUCUGCGGCUUCUCCUUCACCCCUAUUCCAUCCUCGUUGCCAGGUUUACUUCUCCACUUGCCCUGGUUCGGCCAGUACUUUCGUCGAACAGCUCGUGUGCGAGUCCGAGGAACCCUUCGAUCACGAGGAGGAGUUGUGUAGAAGCGACCCUUCGUGGGGGAAAUUCCAUUUUGAUAGCUCAUUUGAGUCUACUGAGUUGGAGGGGUUCGACUGGCCCGCAGUUGAUGCCAAGAAGCUCGAGGACUCCCCCGGACAAUGGCAUCCUUCAAGAUUGAAUUGGCUUUGCAAAGAGCUUCAUGGAAAAAAGCAUGAUUCUUUGAUUCGGAUUCUGGAUGCCCAGAGGGGGUGGCUCACUCAAGAAUAUGCUACUUAUGUUGUCCAUCGUUUGUUGCAAAUUCGGGCAGUUCACACUGCUUUCAUGGUAUACAAAUGGAUGAUGAUGCAAAGUUGGUAUCAAUUUGAUUUCAAUCUAGCUACAAGGGUAGCAGAUUGUUUGGGUAAGGAGUGCCAGUUUCGGAAGUGCCGAGAGGUUUAUGAUGACAUACUUACUCAAGGACGAGUGCCCGAUGAGUCAACUUUCCAUAUUUUAACUGCCCUAUAUCUUAGUUCAUCCUGUGAAUAUCUGGAGGAACCAUUUGACAUUUACAGAUGCAUGAUCCAAUUGGGAGGUUAUAAGCCACAUCUUAGCCUGCACAACUCUUUGUUUGAAGCGCUAGUGGAGACAAAAGGACAUUUUUGUGCAGAAAACCUGGAGCGGGCAGAGUUUGUUUACAAAAACAUGCAAGCCUUUGGGCUUCAAAUACACAAGGAUAUCUUUGGUGGCCUCAUAUGGCUUCACAGUUAUCAAGAUUCGAUAGACAAGGAUAGGAUUGCAUCACUGAGAGAAGAAAUGUGUUCGAGAGGCAUCGAAGAGGGCACAGAUGUACUUGAGUCAGUCUUGAGAGCUUGCUCCAAGAAUGGAGAUGUGGAUGAAGCCGAAAAAACUUGGACGAAACUUCUUUCUUUUAGUAAUUCCAGCCCUUCACCACAAGCUUGUUUGUAUAGGAUGUUGACUUAUGCAAACAUUGGAGAGCAUAUGAAAGCAUUGGAAAUAUUGAGGGGAAUGCAAGAGGACAUAUGUUCCAUUCGCACCAUAGCGUACCGUAAAAUCAUAGAGAUAUUGUCAAAAGCUCAAAAGCAAGAACUGGCGGAAUCAGUCAUGAAAGACUUCAUCAACCGCGGUUUGGGGCCACUGAUGCCUUCAUUCAUACAUAUGAUGGCGAUGUAUCUCGUUUCAGGCUCACACGAGAAGCUGGAGUCAACUUUUUUUCAGAGUCUCAAACAAUGCCGUACUAAUCAGACCGUCUUCAGCCUGUACUUGCAGUCGUUGGUCGAGAAAGGAGACAUUAAAAAAGCUGGAAAAAUCUUUGAUGAGAUGGCUGAGAACCCUUUGAUUGGUGUCAAUGCUCGCUGCUGUAACAACAUUCUGAGGGGUUACCUUUCCCAUGGGGAGCACAAAAAAGCUGAAAAAGUGAUUGAGAUGAUGCGACUGAAGAAAUUCAAUACCGACUCGUUUUGACAGAAAAGCUAAGUUUUGUGGAAACUGGUUGAGCCCUUCAUUCUUGAUGAUCUUAAAGAUUGUCUGAGAGCAGGAGGAGUUCAAUCCAUUGCCAGUUCAUCUGAAUCUGAUGAGUAAAAGCCUUCUGGAAAUUUGCAGCUCAAGAAGAGCUUAGGUCUGUUAUAUUGUGCUUAUAUGAGCAGAAUUUUAGUAGUUU